UUAAACAAAUGCAUUUGUUUUUUUUUUGUGUUCGACUUGUGUGUGCAGUAGUGUAAUUGAAGUGACCAGCAAACGUGCGACCGGCUGUGGUAAAAUGGUUUGAGGACGAAAACGAAAACGUAAACGCGACGAAAAUUCGCAAUGUGCGUAAAACAUCAUCAACACCAGCAACAGCAACAACAACGAAAACAGCAUCAAAAUACGAGAUAAAUUAUCCAACCGAAAGCAACAGAAACACAAACACACACACAUACAGAUGCAGCAACAAAAAGAAUUGAAACAGCAGCAGCGAGGCGGCAGCGUCGUCAGCGGCAGCGUGCUGCCAACCUGCGCCAGCUGCCUCUGCCCGCUGCUGACGUCGCCGUCGACGUCGUCGAAAAAACACAACGAUGAACCGAUAGUGAUGGCACUUGGCCAACAAUGGCAUUGCGAUUGUUUUCGCUGCUCCGUCUGCGAUUCCCAUCUCCACAAUUGGUAUUUUGAGCGUGAGAAUUUGCUCUAUUGCCGUGACGAUUAUUACGCACGCUUCGGUGAUGCCUGUCAGCAGUGCAUGGCCGUCAUAACGGGACCCGUGAUGGUUGCCGGCGAGCAUAAAUUCCAUCCGGAAUGCUUCUGUUGCGCCGCCUGCGGUUCAUUCAUUGGCGAGGGCGAAUCCUAUGCGCUGGUCGAACGCUCCAAAUUGUAUUGCGGCCAAUGCUAUGGCAAAAAGAGUCGUCUCCCCAUCGAUGCGAGGCCACGGAUCACAAAAGCCGGCAAGCCGAUGCAUUCCAUUCGGCUCGUCGAGAUUCCCAAGGAUGCCACGCCCGGUCUGCGUGUGGAUGGCGGCGCCCUCGAUGACGGUUGUCCCACGGUCCGGAUAACCGAUUUAAUAUGUAAAUUUUACGGUCGCAUGGGCAAAUACGCGUUCUCCUUGCUCACCUCGGUGGCGGAUCGUUGUUGUGCUUCAUAUAGGAUCGAUGUGAAUCUGACAAAUUUGCACAUUGGGGAUCGGAUACUCGAGGUGAACGGAACUCCGGUGAGCAACUCAUCGGUGGAACAAAUUGAUAAACUGAUACGGAGCAAUGAGAAGAUGCUCCAGUUGACUGUCGAACACGAUCCGGUUCAAGUUUGUCGCAGUUGCAGCCAGGCGGACAUUCAACGUGCGAGUUCCGCCUCCACUUUGAUUCUCCCUCUCAGCACCUCGGCAUCGAGUGUUGAGGUCGGUGGACGUGGUCGGGAGAGACUUUACAAGGCAGCUGAAUCGAAUGGCACAAAGGCACGCAAGAUGCGGCAACAAACGUUGCAACAACAGCAGCAGCAGCAAUCACAACAUCAACAACAUCAGCAGCAGCAACCACAACUCCUCAAAGAAAAAGAGCGCUGCUCAAGUUUGUCGAAGCUGUUGGAUGAACAGCAUACGGCGCAACAGCAUUCGGCGCAUCCGCAACUUUAUGAUUUAUCGCGGACGCAAAGCUGUCGCGUUGUCCAGAAGCCGCAGCGCAUUUUUCGCGCCUCGGAUCUCGUGAUGGGCGAGAAACUGGGCGAAGGAUUCUUUGGCAAAGUGUACAAGGUGACGCAUCGCUUGACCGGCGAGCUGAUGGUCCUCAAGGAGUUGCAUCGUGCCGACGAAGAGGCGCAGAAGAAUUUCAUCAAAGAGGUCGCCGUGUUGCGGUUGCUCGAUCAUCGGCAUGUGCUCAAAUUUAUUGGGGUCCUCUACAAGGAUAAGAAACUUCACAUGGUCACCGAAUACGUCGCUGGCGGUUGCCUCAAGGAAUUAAUUCAUGAUCCCGCCCAGUCGUUGAGUUGGCCACAGCGCGUCUGUUUGGCUCGGGACAUCGCCUGUGGCAUGAGCUAUUUGCAUUCCAUGAACAUCAUCCAUCGUGAUCUCAAUUCGAUGAAUUGUCUUGUGCGCGAGGAUCGUUCGGUAAUCGUCGCCGAUUUUGGUCUUGCGAGAAGUGUUGAUGCGCCACGUCUUUCCACGGCAAAUGCCAAUGCCAGUAACAGUAACAGUCCAGCCGCCAGUUCGGGAUUCGAUUCGAGUGCCGCUUUGUCGCCCAGCGGCACGAUGAGACGCAGCAAGAGUCGACAGCGCAGGCAGAGAUACACUGUAGUUGGGAAUCCCUAUUGGAUGGCUCCCGAGAUGAUGAAGGGCCUCAAGUACGACGAGAAGGUGGACGUAUUCUCCUUCGGCAUCAUGCUCUGCGAGAUCAUUGGCCGCGUUGAGGCGGAUCCGGACUACAUGCCGCGUAACUCGGACUUCAGUCUCAAUCAGCAGGAGUUUCGGGAGAAGUUUUGCGCCCAUUGCCCCGAGGCGUUCGUCAAGGUGGCGUUCGUGUGCUGCGAUCUGAAUCCGGAUAUGCGACCCUGCUUCGAGACGCUCUACAUAUGGCUGGAGCAGCUGCGCAGUCUGUUGGAUGCACAGCAAACGCCGCCGGCGCGACUUCUGCACGAGAUUGAGAACUUUCAGGAUAGUUACAUCAGUUCGGAGGACGCAUUGUCGCCCACCUCCCAAAGGAGUCUUGACAAUCUAACCGCAGAGGCGACAACGACAACGGAGGCGGCAGUUGAAGAAAAGGAGAACGUGGAGCAGCAACCAGCGGAGCAACAGGUUGUGAUGCGGGCCCAAGACAUUCCAAAGUCGCCGCACCUCGGCAAGGAUUUCUCGCCGAGCGGCGAGCGACUGAGAGACAGCAUGAGAGCGCGUCGUCGUCAGCGAUUUCUGGGCGCUCAGCAGCAACUGCGAGGCCUGACCCCGGAGACAACGUCAACGGAGCGUGCGCUGAAGCAGGCGCUAAAGAAAUGUCGACCCUUUGGGGAGAAAGGUUAUCUGGUUGAUUUGCGACCCGGUGGCGAGCUGCAGCUGAACGAUGUGCGUGAUUUGAACAACUAUUCGGAUGUGGACUCGAGUUGUGAUACGAGCUUAAACUAUCACGAAGUGAAUGCCACGACGACGGUGAUGGAGACGCCUCCUCCUCCUCCAACGCCGCCGCCACCGCCGCCUCCCCUCGAGCAUCGUUUGGCCUUUGAGGAUAUGCGCACGAGGUUACAUCAGUGUCGCAGCAAAUUCGAGCAUCUCGAGGAGGCGAAUCGUCGGAAUUUCAGUCAAGCGCAGCACUCGAUGCGCAACUUUUUCAAAACGCCGCCGGUGGCCCUCAAAAUGUUUCAACGUCUCGAGCACGAAGCGUCGCUAAAUGGCAACGGCAACAACAACAACACUUCAACGCCGCCUCCGCUGCGUCGCAUCAAUCAGACGCCCAUCUUUGGACGUCGCCAGUUGCCGGCUGCUUUGCCACAGCUGCCUCAGUCCGAAUCCCUCGAACAUCUGGCGGCAACUGCAAAGCAAUCAACAACGACAACAACAACGUCGACGUCGACGACGGCUCCGAAACGCAGCAAAGCAACGCUUGUCACUUGCACCGCCGAGUUGCAUGCCCCAGCGUCAGUUGCUCCAACUCCAGCUGCUGCUCCUUCCACCUGCUCCGAGUACCUGCCCAAAAAGCACAAGCUAACGCUGCCUUUGUCCAACUGCAGCAGCAGCGGCGUCCAGCGAUCCACAGCCAACAGUCGACUGCAAUCGGGGGCUGGCAAAGCGAAGCCUCUGAAGCCUCCAAUGGGCAACAGCAACAACUCCGGCAGCAACAAUCACAGCCACAACGUCGUUGGCCUCUCGCCAACACGCGCCAGACCUGGAUCGCCCAGCAAGCAUCUGGCUCAAAGGCACACGGCCGCCACAGCGCAGCGUCAGCACAAUAAUGUGUCCGCUGCAUACCAGCAACAGCAACAUCAACAGGCAGCAUCGCAAGGCGGCAAGAGCAGCAGACUGAGCAUCCUCAGUCCGGAGAAGGUGCAUCGACUGGGCGCGCGUCUCAGCGACCAGAAGCAGCAGGCAGCGGCUGCGGCAGCAGCGCUCAAUGGAAGGGCCGGAGGCGCAUCAGCGACGAUGACGACGACGACGGCGGGGAGUACGGGAGGUGGAGAGAGAAGAAGAAGAGCGCCACCGCCGCCGCCAGUGCGAACGCAUUUUAACACGCGUUGUUAACUGUUAUACGCGAGAUAGAGAGAGAAACGUUUGAAACGGCAGCAAUAAAAAACCCGAGUAGAAACUCAUAUUCCACCACUGUUAUACACACACACAUACACACACACACACACCAACCGCAUUCCAAUACAUUCCGCGAACAACAAAAAAAAAAGCCAAACGAAAAAAGAAUAACAAAACUCAACGAACAGAAAACGAAGCGAAAAGCGACGACAGUUGUAGACAAUAACUGUUCGAAAGUAGAAGUAGAAGAGAAAGAGAAA
Messenger RNA from Drosophila nasuta, 4281 nucleotides. It is a transcript of the gene LIMK1, whose product is annotated as LIM domain kinase 1. The transcript is spliced from 6 exons. Gene Ontology annotation, cellular component: nucleus; cytoplasm. Gene Ontology annotation, molecular function: ATP binding; protein binding; protein serine/threonine kinase activity. The record is from RefSeq and is a predicted model, not a curated record. Lineage: Eukaryota; Metazoa; Arthropoda; Insecta; Diptera; Drosophilidae. Gene Ontology annotation, biological process: protein phosphorylation; actin cytoskeleton organization. Bases 257 to 4018 code for a protein of 1253 amino acids.